AGUGUGUAUAAAAGCUCUCAGCUGAGAGGCAGACAGCACGUUGGGAAAACAUUUUCAGAGAGGCCAGCAGCUCUUCAUUGCAGCCUGAACACAGCAGCCAUGGCUGAGAGACGUAUUCCUUUCACCCUGCUCCGCACCCCAAGCUGGGACCCAUUCCGUGACUGGCCCCAGAGCAGCCGCAUCUUCGACCAGACCUUCGGCAUGCCGGCCCUGCCAGAGGACUUCGCCACAUUCCCCAGCACCCACUGGCCGGGGUACCUGCGGCCCACCAUGAUGGCCCCGGAAAUGACCCCCAUGAUGUACCCAGGCGCCAUGAUGGCCCAGCACGCUCGUGCCCUUUCCCGCCAGAUGAGCAGCGGCAUGUCAGAGAUCAAGCAGACCCAAGACAACUGGAAAGUGUCCCUGGAUGUCAACCACUUCUCACCUGAGGAGCUGGUGGUGAAGACCAAGGACGGAGUGGUGGAAAUCACAGGCAAGCACGAGGAGAGGAAGGAUGAGCACGGUUUUGUGUCCAGAAGCUUCACCAGGAAAUACACCCUCCCGUCUACAGCUGACAUUGAAAAGGUGACCUCUGCCCUGUCUCCUGACGGGGUGCUCACCAUUGAGGCUCCUUUGAACAGACCGGCCAUCGAGUCCUCAGAGACCACAAUACCUGUGUCAGUGGAAAACAAAGGUGAUGUGGUGAAGAAGUAGGAAGAAAAGACGAGCUGCCCCCCCCCCCACACACACACACAUUUGAAUAAUCACUUUAUUCCCACAAAGUGCUUCUAGAAAGGUGAGGAGGCAGCUUAUCGCUCUCACUAAAGCAGGCUUGUUCACACACCAGAGACAGAAGAGCAAGGGAUUGCCCUUGCUCUUCUGUCUCCCCUCUGUCUCUGAUAAUGAGCCAACCCCAGCUGAGUGCACUGUGUAAACACAUCUGCAGCAGAGCCAUAUGCCUUCUCUUUCUGCUGUAAUUACACUCUUCAUCUGAAUGUAGGAAAUCUUAGCUUAGCCCCACUCACGGUUUUCUUUUUUCCUCCCGCUCACUUACACACACACACACCUUUCUUGUUCCUACUGAGCAUAUCCCCUUCAUGCUGCCUCUAUAGACACAUUAAAGACAACAGCAAAGUGGACUGUUAUAACAGUGAUCUUGUAAAUUAAGGAAGUAAGGUCCCAGGAAAGCACACACACCACCACCCUGUGUGCAGAACAGUGCCUGUCAGCGACCAUGCUGUGGUCUCCCUGGACAGGAAAUAGACUGGUUUCAUCUUCUGUUGUCUUUGGAUACAAACCAUGCAGUCAUGCAAUAAGACAAUAAAGAAGGAACAACA
Messenger RNA from Toxotes jaculatrix (banded archerfish), 1316 nucleotides. RefSeq names its product heat shock protein, alpha-crystallin-related, 1 (gene hspb1). Bases 100 to 693 code for a protein of 197 amino acids. Gene Ontology annotation, biological process: protein refolding; response to heat. The record is from RefSeq and is a predicted model, not a curated record. The transcript is spliced from 3 exons. Lineage: Eukaryota; Metazoa; Chordata; Actinopteri; Toxotidae. Gene Ontology annotation, molecular function: protein folding chaperone.